GACACUGUGGAGAGAGAAAGCAGGCAGCGAGCAGAGGCGACUCGCACACCAGCCUCCUUUCCGCACGCAAGAGGGAACAGAGAUUCUGUUCAGUUCGGGGUAGCCCCAAUGCCCGGUCCCACCCAAGCACUGUCCCCCAAUGGAGAGAAUAACAACGACAUCAUCCAGGACAACGGCACCAACAUCAUCCCCUUCAGGAAGCACACGGUGCGAGGGGAGCGCGCCUACAGCUGGGGGAUGGCGGUCAACGUGUAUUCUACCUCAAUAACCCAGGAGACGAUGAGCAGACAUGACAUCACUGCCUGGGUUAACGACAUACUCUGUUUAAACUACACAAAAGUUGAACAGCUCUCUUCAGGCGCAGCCUACUGCCAGUUCAUGGACAUGCUCUUCCCAGGCUGCAUCAGCCUGAAGAAAGUGAAAUUCCAGGCCAAGCUGGAGCACGAGUACAUCCACAACUUCAAGCUUCUGCAGGCGUCCUUCAAAAGGAUGAACGUCGACAAGAUUAUUCCGGUGGAGAAACUGGUGAAGGGCCGGUUCCAGGACAACCUCGACUUCAUCCAGUGGUUCAAGAAGUUCUUUGACGCCAAUUACGACGGCAAGGAGUACGACCCGGUGCAAGCCAGGCAGGGACAGGAUGCCAUCCCGCCCCCGGACCCCGGCGAACAGAUCUUCAACCUGCCCAAGAAGUCUCACCAUGCAAGCUCCCCCACCGCAGGUGCUGCCAGGUCAAGUCCAGCCGCAAAACCCUCAACGCCGUCAUCCCGACCCUCAUCUGCUAAAAAGGCACCUGCAGCAACCACUCCUGCCAAGGGGGAAAAGGAGUUAGAAGCGCAGGUCCAGCAGCUCAAUGAGCAGGUGAACUCGUUAAAACUGGCACUGGAAGGGGUGGAGAAGGAGCGGGAUUUCUACUUCGGGAAGCUGCGGGAGAUCGAGCUUCUGUGCCAGGAGCAGGGGCAGGACAGCGCCCAGUUCGUGGAGCAGCUCAUGGAGGUCCUGUACGCCACAGACGAGCAGGCAACGUUUCCCCCUGUAGCCAGUGAGCGCGCGUCUGAAUUCCUGCUUCGCUCUGAUCAACUUGGAUUAAAUGGAGGGGGUUUCUCCGAACCACAGCAGGAGGGCGGAGGGCCAAGUCGGGAUUUAAAAAUAACUGAGGAGGCGGCAGGCGAGCAUCACGAAGACCAGGAUCAGCAUCCCCACGAGGAGGCGCAGCAGCAGGAGCAGGAGCAGGAAGAGUACUGACCACAGCCCCCCCCGCCCCCCCCCCUCACCAUCGCCCCCUGCAUUUUGUGAGAACUUUUUUAUGCUUUUUUUUUGUCUUCUCCUGAAGAACGCGCACAUAGGUGGCCUCGAGAGAAGAGGGUUAAGUUCGGUCCCAUCGUUAAACAUUCACGUGCUGCCGCGACUGUCGGUUCAAUACCUGCAUCUGGUUUUUUUUUUUCCGAUCGCUUCGUCAAGAAGCAGCAGUCAGCUUUGAGCAAUGCUGGAUGCUUCCAGGGCUGUGUGGUCCAGCCACUGCAGCAUGGAGAAGAUUUGUUCAGAGCUCAGGUAAGGGGAUACAUUGACUUUAGGACAGAUAGUGAACGUUAUUAGCUUGUCAUCCAUUGCUGUAAGCUAUAAAAUUCACUCCUUAAUUUUUUCUUUACAUUUUCACAUAUCAGUUCAUUGAUAUUAUUGAUGAAAGGCAAUAAGCCUGGCCAAAAGGCUAGUUCUGACUCAUCUAUGUCUCCCUCGAGAAGCUACUGCAAGAAGCUUCAUUGUGGGAAAACCAUGCUCUCAUAGGUUUGCAAAUAAAAUAGCUUUGCAUACAGAAAGUUGUGUAUGUUAAUCAUUAGAAGUGACUUAAUUUGUUUCACAUGAGGGAAAAUAAAAUAGACGUGCUCUGAAGAAAUCUACUGCAGCCACGAGUCUUUCAAUCAGGAAGCAAAAUGAAGAUGUAUGAGAUUCACUGUUGUAGACUUUGUAAUCACAAGUUCCGGGAUGUAACCUGUAAAUUCAUUUAUAAGAAAGCCACUUGUAUUUUAAUUUGUAACCACAGGUCCAGGGAAGUCGUGUUACUAGUACGUUCACGUUGGGUGAUUUACCAUAAUACAGUAUUCCAGUAAACUGUUUUUUAUUAAUUUUGUUUUUCCUAAGUAUGCAUUUGCUGUUACUUUAACUCAGUAGCUCACCAUCAUGCUUUGGUUAUACAGUAUAUUACAUGUAAACUGAAAAGGAAUGUAAACAAAUGUACUGUUUAUAGUUAUAAAUAGCAAAGAAGAAAAAGUAUUGGGGAGCCCUUAGAUGCAAGAGAUGUCUUACUCAGAUGUAUCUCAUUUUACGUUACCCACAAUUUGUUGCAUGGUAGAAUUGGUAGACUCUUUGUCUUUGAUUAUGUGAAUAACUUGACCUGCUUUUAUCUUUUUACAUAUUUAAUAAAAAACUAUAUGUUAAA
Molecule: messenger RNA, 2434 nt
Organism: Lepisosteus oculatus (spotted gar)
Lineage: Eukaryota; Metazoa; Chordata; Actinopteri; Semionotiformes; Lepisosteidae
Gene: mapre2
Product: microtubule-associated protein, RP/EB family, member 2
Biological process (GO): regulation of microtubule polymerization or depolymerization; spindle assembly; protein localization to microtubule
Cellular component (GO): cytoplasmic microtubule; spindle midzone; microtubule organizing center
Molecular function (GO): microtubule plus-end binding
Source: RefSeq, a predicted model, not a curated record